GGGCCCGGGCUGCGACCCGAGCGAGCCCCAUGCCCCGCGCGGGCUGACGGGCCGGAGCCCGCACGGAGCGGCCGGGCCGGACAGGUCCCGCUAGAGCGACAUGAUGGUGGAAUCCGCCUCGGAGACAAUCAGGUCGGCUCCGUCUGGUCAGAACGGCGUGGGCAGCAUCUCCGGGCAGGCGGAUGGCGGCGGCGGCGGCGGGGCCGGGGCUUCGGGCACCGGCGGAGGCGGCGCGGGCAGGGACGCGGCUGCGGGCGCCGACAGCAACGGCGAGAUGAGCCCCGCGGAGCUGCUGCACUUCCAGCAGCAACAGGCUCUCCAGGUGGCCAGGCAGUUCCUGCUGCAGCAGGCCUCGGGCCUGAGCUCCCCGGGCAGCAAUGACAGCAAGCAGUCUGCGGUGCAGGUGCCCGUGUCGGUGGCCAUGAUGUCGCCGCAGAUGCUUACCCCCCAACAGAUGCAGCAGAUCCUGUCACCCCCACAGCUGCAGGCCUUGCUCCAGCAGCAACAAGCGCUCAUGCUCCAGCAGCUGCAGGAAUAUUACAAGAAGCAGCAAGAGCAGCUCCACUUACAGCUCCUCACCCAACAGCAGGCUGGGAAGCAGCAACCCAAAGAGGCACUGGGGAACAAGCAGCUGGCCUUCCAGCAGCAGCUCCUGCAAAUGCAACAGUUGCAGCAGCAGCACUUGCUCAACCUGCAGAGACAGGGGCUGGUCAGCCUGCAGCCCAGCCAAGCCUCAGGGCCCCUCCAGACCCUCCCGCAAGCAGCCGUGUGCCCGACGGACUUGCCCCAGCUGUGGAAGGGCGAGGGUGCCCCCGGGCAGCCCGCCGAGGACAGCGUCAAGCAGGAGGGGCUGGACCUCACUGGCUCGGCCACCACCGCUACCUCGUUUGCCGCCCCCCCCAAAGUUUCACCCCCUCUCUCCCACCACACCCUGCCCAACGGACAGCCCACUGUGCUCACACCUCGGAGAGACAGCUCCUCUCAUGAGGAGACGCCAGGCUCCCACCCCCUCUACGGACACGGAGAGUGUAAGUGGCCAGGCUGCGAGACCCUGUGUGAAGACCUCGGCCAGUUUAUCAAACACCUCAACACAGAGCACGCCCUGGAUGACCGGAGCACAGCCCAGUGCCGGGUGCAGAUGCAGGUGGUACAACAGCUGGAGAUCCAGCUCGCCAAGGAGAGUGAGAGGCUGCAGGCCAUGAUGGCGCACCUGCACAUGCGGCCCUCUGAGCCCAAGCCCUUCAGCCAGCCGCUGAACCUGGUCCCUGGCUCCUCCUCAUUCUCCAAGGUGACCGUGUCUGCAGCAGACUCCUUCCCAGAUGGUCUCGUGCACCCCCCCACCUCGGCCGCUGCCCCUGUCACCCCCCUACGGCCCCCCGGCCUCAGCUCUGCCUCCCUGCACAGCGGGGGCCCUGCCCGGCGGAGGAGCAGCGACAAGUUCUGCUCCCCCAUCUCCUCAGAGCUGGCCCAGAAUCACGAGUUCUACAAGAACGCCGACGUCAGGCCCCCCUUCACCUACGCCUCCCUCAUCCGCCAGGCCAUUCUGGAAACCCCCGACAGGCAGCUGACCCUGAAUGAGAUCUAUAACUGGUUCACCAGGAUGUUCGCCUAUUUCCGGAGAAACACUGCCACCUGGAAGAAUGCUGUGCGGCACAACCUCAGCCUGCACAAGUGCUUCGUGCGCGUGGAGAACGUCAAGGGCGCCGUGUGGACCGUGGAUGAGCGCGAGUAUCAGAAACGGAGGCCGCCAAAGAUGACGGGAAGACCUGGAUUCAGAUGCACCUCUGCGUCUCACUGGCUGGGUGAGCUUGGGAGCCCCACCCUGGUGAAGAACAUGAUCUCUGGCCUCAGUUACGGAGCACUUAACGCCAGCUACCAGGCCGCCCUGGCCGAGAGCAGCUUCCCCCUCCUCAACAGCCCCGGCAUGCUGAACCCGGGCUCCGCCAGCAGCCUCCUUCCACUCAGCCACGACGACGUGGGCGCCUCCGUGGAGCCGCUGCCCAGCAAUGGUAGCAGCAGCCCCCCUCGCCUCUCCCCACCCCAGUACAGCCACCAGGUGCAGGUGAAAGAGGAGCCGGCCGAGGCAGAGGAAGACCGGCGGCCAGGCCCCGCCCUGGGCCCCCCCAACCCCAGCACCGCGGGGCCUCCAGAAGACAGGGACCUGGAGGAGGAGCUGCCAGGAGAGGAACUGUCCUAAGGGCCUGUAGGGGCAGGCAGGGCAGGGGUGAGACCCCUCCCUCCGGAACCCAGGCCCCACCUACCCCCACUCCUCAGCCCCACCCAAACCUCAAGGCACUUCCAGGACUCAGAUGGGGGGGUGGGGGAGGCUGGGCCAGCAACUCCCAACGUGACCUGACUGACAGACGCUCGGGGGCAGCGACGGUCCUGCCCCCGAGGGGACACCGAACCCCUGGUCUGGGACCGGCAGAGGAAUCGGAGGGCCCAGACCCUUCCUCAGACCCUCCCCUACAUCUGAAUACAGCCUCCCCCCAACCACCAGCAGCAGGGCCCUCCUCCCCCACCAGCUCUCCCCUACAGGGCCCCUCAGCGCCAUGGAGACCCGCAGGCGGGGCUAAGCCACCCCUCUCAAACCCAGGGCCCCUCGCACCUGGCUCUGGCAGUGUUUUCUGGCCAGAGCCCCCCCCCCCACUUUUCCUAAUUUGUGCCCCCUUUCACCUUCUUUUCCGUACUGUGAAGAAAUCUCCCCAGCCCCCACCUCCUUCCCCUGCCCCGGCCUGGGCCCAGGGGGGAGCUGACGUUCCAGACCAUCCCCAGAAGAAACGGGCCCCCUGAGCUGUGCCCACUCAAGAGCCACAGCUGGGGUGUUGCUGCCCUGCGGGGUCUGUGAGAGCAAGGCUGCCUCGCUCCCGAACAGGAACCCAGGCCGAACUGGGCCUCCACCCCAUUCACUGGGUGCCCCUCGGCUGCCCCACACACACCAGGGAGCAGAGGAAGAGGCCCAGUGCUGGCUUCCUCGCAGAGGUCUGUGCCGGGUGGGCCGAUGGAGGGGGAGCCGCGAGGCCCUCGAGGCUGAAGCUGCCAGUGCCACCCAGGAAGCAUCCUGCCUCUGUCACGGGAGAGGCCAGGCCGAGACCAGGCUUGAGGGGCAGGUGACUGCCGUGACCCAACAGGUCACCCCCAGCCUACAGGUCCCCUCAUGGUAGUCCUCCCUCACCCCUCCUCAGCCCCCCUCCCCACCCCCAGUUAAACCGAUGACCAAAGACCUUUCUUAUGCCGGAAGCAAAAACCAAAACUUUUUGUUGGCUUUUUCCUUUGUGGCCUCCCACCCCCACCCCCACCCUCCUUGCUCCCCGCCCCUAGCCCCAGGCUGGAAGCCCUCCCUCCACUUAAGUUAUUGUUUUAAACCAAAGUUUACAGUGUCUGUUGGUGGCCCAGACCCUCUCUCCACCCUUCCUCCACCCCACCCUGAGGACCCUGGGACUCAGUAGAGGCUGGGGGCCCUGCUCACCCCCACUUCUGCUCUUGGCCAGACAGGAGGAAGGUCCGAGGGCAGAGGGAAGGAGGUGUGCUGCCCUCAGCAUCCCGAGGGGCUCUCCUCUCCUCGGGCAGUGGGCCUUGAGCCCCAGUCCCAACCCUGGGCUGCUCCCUGGGGGCUCUCCAGACCCCUCGCUAGGACCAAGUCCCCCAUCACACUGGGAGUGUGGAUUCCAGCAAAGGAGCUGGAAAAGAAGUGAGACUCCACAGACCCCCUAUGGGGGACCCCAACUUAGGCCAUGGACUGGGUGUGUUGGAUGCUCGUGAUACCCCAGGCCAGGCCCCUUUGCUGAGAAGACCUCCUUGGACUAUUUCCCAAGAACCCCCCACAUACACCCCUUCACAAGCCACCCCUCCUGAGAGGCAGGGGGCCCUCCGCCCCCUCCCCUAUGUACUCCCCACCUGUGUUCUGUUUGACCAGCACAGAAAUAUUAAACGUCCUCUAUUCACCGGG
Lynx canadensis (Canada lynx) is the source of this 3949-nucleotide messenger RNA. It is a transcript of the gene FOXP4, whose product is annotated as forkhead box P4. Gene Ontology annotation, biological process: regulation of transcription by RNA polymerase II. The transcript has 18 exons. Gene Ontology annotation, molecular function: RNA polymerase II cis-regulatory region sequence-specific DNA binding; DNA-binding transcription repressor activity, RNA polymerase II-specific. The record is from RefSeq and is a predicted model, not a curated record. The coding region runs from base 101 to 2197 and encodes 698 amino acids. Lineage: Eukaryota; Metazoa; Chordata; Mammalia; Carnivora; Felidae. Gene Ontology annotation, cellular component: nucleus.